Messenger RNA from Capronia epimyces CBS 606.96, 2343 nucleotides. Its product is annotated as acetyltransferase. Gene Ontology annotation, cellular component: mitochondrial membrane. The record is from RefSeq and is a predicted model, not a curated record. The transcript has a single exon. NCBI's taxonomy places the organism in Eukaryota, Fungi, Ascomycota, Eurotiomycetes, Chaetothyriales, Herpotrichiellaceae. The coding region runs from base 1 to 2343 and encodes 780 amino acids.
AUGACAGACCUGGUUCGGCCGGAGGGCAAACUCCCCACCAAGGAUGAGCUCGAAGACCACAGUAUCCUGUCGCGGAUGGCCCGUUUCCGCAAGAAUCCGUUCAACUUUGCCCACGAGAUCUCGCUCUUCGUACGCGGUGUCGGAUGGCGAGGAUACAAUCAUGUCAUCGGACAACCAGCCUUCUACCCGGGCUACACCGCCAACGUCAAGUCUGCAGUCAUGGCUUCUCCGAUCCUGCGACGAAAGAUCAUCGAGCUGACCGAGGCCCGCUUGAAAGUGGAAGAGGAGGAAUAUCUUCUUGGUAGGGAUACUUCGACGUACUUGAAAGAGAGGGAGAAGCGCAGGCAUGAGAUCACGUCGCAGUUGAUCGAGAUCACUGGAGACAUGGUCGACAACACGAUGUGCAAGAUGGAGAGCAAACCCUACCUCCGAACCGCCUUCUACGUGGUCACCCAGCUGCUCACUAGAGCUUACAGCGCGAUUCAUGUCUCCGAAGCCGAGGUGAAGAGGUUGCGAGAGGUUGCGGCUCAAGCUGCAGCGAGGAACCAAUCCAUCAUAUUCCUACCGCGACACACCAGCCAUAUCGAUUAUGUCACCCUGCACUUGGUGUGCUAUCGCCUUGGCCUGACCUUGCCUGUCGUCGUGGCUGGCGACAACCUGAACUUUCCUCUUGUCGGCAGCUUCCUGCAAAGCGUGGGGGCAAUGUGGAUCAGGCGUAGUUUCGACAACGAUCAGCUGUACACGACUCUUGUCCAGGCCUACCUGGAUACGCUUCUCCAGAAAGGUUACAACCUAGAAUGCUUCAUCGAAGGGACCAGGAGCCGGACGGGGAAAUUGUUGCAACCUCGCUUUGGGAUUUUGAGCUUUCUACUCGAUUCCGUCCUCUCAGGCCGGACAGAGGAUGCUUACAUAUGUCCAGUGUCGUUGCAGUACGACAAGGUCAUUGAAGUUGAUUCAUAUGUGAGCGAGUUGUUGGGGAAGCCCAAAGAAAAGGAAAACCUAGGUGCCUUCCUUUCCUCGUCCAAGGUCUUGUCCCUUAACCUGGGUAGAAUCGACUGCAGGUUUCACGAGCCAUGGAGCCUGAAAGAAUUCAUUGAGGAACAGCAACGACGCGAAGAUUCGCCAGUGCCAACUUCGGCCGAAUCGACCGACCCUGCAACCAGGGUCCGGUUAUUGCGCACUCUGGGAUACAAGGUUCUUUCCGACAUCAAUGCGGCCUCUGUUAUCAUGCCGACUGCCUUGGUCGGCACAGUUCUCCUCACUCUCCGGGGCCGUGGUGUGGGCAAAUCAGAGCUGAUACGCCGGGUCGAUUGGCUGUGCGCAAGGACUCGGGCCAACGGAGGCAAAGUGGCAGAUUUCCACGGAAUGCCAACUUCGUAUGUGGUCGAACGAGCUCUCGAGGUUCUGGGCCCGAAGCUGGUCGGUACAGUGGAGGGUCUAGCUGAAGACACGUACUACGCCGUGGAUCGUUUCCAACUAUCAUUCUACCGAAACAUGACCAUCCACCUGUUUAUCUCCGAGGCUCUCAUCGCUGCGGCCUUGUACACCAAGGUCAAACAGGGUGGCGGCAGCGCGAAUCAACGGGUGGCAGACACCGAGUUGACUCAAAAGGUCACGUUUUUAUCCCAGCUAUUCCGUGGAGAGUUCAUUUUCCCAGCAGGACAGGGUCUAAGGCACAACCUCGAGAAUGCCUUGCAAGGCUUACUGCACGACAAUGUGCUCCAGGCAACAGAGGACAGCGGUGAACGAUGGAUUGGCUUGUCGGACGCCGAGCGAAAACUCGGACGAGAGAAUUUCGAUUUCUAUUGCUUUUUGAUCUGGCCUUUCGUGGAUGGCGCCUGGCUUGGUGCUGUAUCUUUGCUGGUGUUGGUGCCACCGGCGGAUUCGUCAACUGCUUGGAUCGACAUGCCAAAGGCUCAGAGUACCGCUCAACUUGUCGGACGGACCCUAUACCAUCAAGGCGACCUCUCGUAUUACGAGGCCAUCAACAAAGAGUCCCUCAAGAACGCCUACAGCCGGUUCCAAGAAGAAGGCAUUAUCCUUGUGGCCAAAGGCAAAGAUUCGAAAAGCCCGAGUAUGGUCCGGCUCGCUCCUGACUGGAUGCCGGAACGAGAUCCGACCACAGGGGAGUUGAGAGUAUCUGGGCGCCUGUGGGACUUCAUCGAGGCGAUUGCAUUGCACCGAAGAGAGGGCAAGAACCGAAGGGACGGUGCAGCAGUUUCGAUUCGGGUGCUAUCGCUAACCGCCAGACUGAACAAAGAGAUGUUCGAGAAUACUGAAGUGUCCUUGGUCGAAGCGGCGCAGGUGGCAGUUAAAGACGGGAGACGACGGUCCAGAUUAUGA